AUGGUCGUUGGUCAUGCAGUGGUGGUGAUGGAACCCUCGCAUGAUGCAAUAACCACCAAAGCCUCUUCCUCAUCACCUCCAACAUCAUCAUCCUCAUGGACCAAUGGUCGGAGAGGUUCCAUGGUGGAAAUAACAUUGAUGAAUCAACAACAACAUAGUGAUUCUCAACAACAACACGUCUUCUCUCAUCCAACAACGAGCAAUGAUGAUGAUCCUAACAACCAAACGAGUAGUAGUAGUAUAAUUAUUUCGGAAACUGGGAGCAACACAUCCACAACGGAAAGAUCCGAUCCAAUCCUCCUAACAACAAGAACAACCACAACUUUGGACCCUAGUGCUACCACAAGAACCACAACAGAGAGAGAAAAUCAUUCUCAUCCUUCUCAUCAUCAUCAUGAGAAUACUUCUUCUCCAUCUUAUUUUGGAAAAGAUGAUCCGAGUGAGAUUGUGGUCGAAGGCUCGACCUUAUAUUUCUAUCCGCAUCAUUCUCAUCAAUCCUCCUCAUCCUCAUCCAAUUUAUCAUCCUCUCAACAACCAAUAAUGAAUAAUAACAACAAUUACCAUAUUGGAGGAGGAGUUUAUUAUCAGCCUCAUCAUCCUUCUCAUCAUUUCCUUCAUCAUCCUCACUUUCAUCACUUUCCUUCCCAAUUUUUGUACCAUCAGUUUCACGGCAAGAGUCCUUUGUACAGCAAUAUCAACAAUCAUCAUCCUGUAGAUUCUCAACAAGCUCUAUCGUCAACAACCAUUGAAAUGUCUUCUUCUUCCUUAAAGGAAAAUGUGAUCGAGAAGGAGACGGGUAGUAAUCAUCAUCAUAAUAAUAAUUUUGAUACAGAGCUAAAUGUGGCAUCGCAGCAGCAAUCAUCACUGCCUCUUGCAUAUCAUCAUCAAAUGGCCUCCUCCAACCAACAGCAUCCUCAUGUCAACAGAUGGAAUAGUCACCCUACAUUUCCUGUAUCCUCAACGAGAUCGAAUCACAAAUUUCAGGAAUUAUAUAUUGACGAAUAUUCACUGCCUCAUUAUGUCCAACAAAAUCCGUGUGAUCGAAUUAAGGUUGUGAACGAGAGUCAAUUUCUUGAUCCAAAACUAUGGAUUAUACCAAAUAAUUCCAUAUUUUGCGAACCAAUAUUUACAGUCUUGAUGAAUUUAACGUUAUUUGGUCUUGGUCACACUCUCAUGGGUCAAGAUCGAAAGGGAGUUGCCUACUUGCUGGUGAGCAUGAUUAUGGCUUUCACUUGUUGUGUUGGCAUUGGGUUUGUGGCUUUACCUAUUUUUAUUUAUUGGCAUGUGAUGGUCGUUGUGGAUGGAUACAAGAUGGCGACUAGGCUGAAAAAAGGCUUUCCAAUUCAUCAGGGAGAAUGCAGCAAUUCAUGGGCCACAAAAUUUGCUGGCUUAUUUGUGGGAUAUGACGUGACACUUUUCGAUUCGACCAACCCACGACACUGUACUCAAGAAUGGUUGGACAUGAUCAAUAGCUUGAAUACGAUAUGA
This is a messenger RNA of Naegleria fowleri, 1488 nucleotides long. RefSeq lists its product as uncharacterized. The transcript has a single exon. Bases 1 to 1488 code for a protein of 495 amino acids. The record is from RefSeq and is a predicted model, not a curated record. Lineage: Eukaryota; Heterolobosea; Eutetramitea; Acrasida; Naegleriidae.